AAGGGGCUCAGGCUUACCUCUUACCUCCAAACCCUAACCUCUCUACAGGUAAGGGCUUGUUUUUAAGAAACCUGACUCACUGCAUAGAUGACACCACAGCGACCUCUACUGGCACAAGCAACUCAUCAAGCUGUGUUUGAGCUGCAGGAUUUUAUAGAGCUCCGAAUUGCAAAAAAAGGUUACUUAAUAAUCACGUUUCAAACAUAUUCUGAAACAUAAACUGGAAAACAUAUAUGAUGCAAUAAAGAAAACAGACAAAUAUAUUAAAAAGAUUCUCUUUCCUCAAAGUAAGUUUGACAAUAAAAAGAAGAUAUCCAUGCGCUCUGCAAUCACAUCUUUCCAUUUAUUCCCUCUUCUCCUGACUUGACAGCUUUUUUUUCCAGAAGUCUGCAAAGGUCUCAGCAAAUUCCACUUUCCUCAUGUUUAGUUGUUAUUUUUAAAACUGCACUUUAGUCACUGUUGGGGACUGAGGGAGAGAGGACAAAGUUCACAGGGCGCUCGUAAGGAGGAGGGGGUGAAAAGGAGGAAGGUAAAAAAAAAAAAAAAAAAAAAAGGAAAAUUGACCUUUGAAAGGAAAACAGCAGGUGGAGAGCAAAAACCAGGCAGCCGAGGACGCAUCGGGAGGAAAAUUUAGCAGAGAAAAAUGAAAGCAUUCUUGUUUUCCGUUUGAAGAGGGGCUGCAGACGUACAUAAAUGAGGCCCAACGCCGGCCGUCCGGCUGCUAUUUGACUGUGGCAAAGAGAGCUCUGCGAGCAGUGCUUGUUUACGAGGCGGCAGGCGCAACACCAAUGGAGGGAGAGGACAGGGCGAGGGCGGCCACGGCGAGGCCGGGCCAUUUGACCGCCCUUCAGGAGCAGCUCGUCUGGGCCCUGCUGGAAUCUGGACUGUCCCGGGACGUGCUGGUCCAAGCCGUGGGGGAGCUGGAGCACAGCAGGGCCGGCGCCGGCGCCGAGAGGGCAGAGAAGGGGGAUGGAGAGAGCUCCGAGGAGGGAGAAAUGGAUUUCCCUCCGCCUAUAUUCCGAGAGCUGGAGAAGCUUCCUCCGGACGAGGCGUCCAAGCUGAGGGCCGAGGUGGACCGGCUACUGCAGGAGGACCCCUGGCAGGUUGCAAAAAUGGUGAAGAGCUACAUGCAGCAGCACAACCUACCUCAGAGAGAGGUGGUAGAGUCCACGGGCCUCAAUCAGUCCCACCUCUCCCAGCACCUCAACAAAGGCACGCCCAUGAAAAACCAAAAGAGAGCCGCUCUGUACAGCUGGUACGUCAAGAAGCAGUGUGAGAUCAGCCAGCAAUUUACCAAUGCCAAGCAUGGCCUUGCACCGGCGGAGGAACAAGGAGAAGAAACCAAAAAGGGACGCAGGAACCGGUUCAAGUGGGGUCCGGCGUCCCUGCAGAUCCUCUUCAAUGCCUAUGAACGUCAGAAGAACCCCAGCAAGGAGGAAAGAGAGGGGCUGGUGGAGGAGUGCAACAGAGCGGAGUGUCUCCAGAGAGGGGUAUCCCCAUCCCAGCUCGCUGGUCUGGGUUCCAACCUAGUUACUGAAGUCAGAGUAUACAACUGGUUUGCCAAUCGCCGUAAAGAGGAGGCCUUUCGUCACAAGCUAGCCCUCGACACAUCGUUCAACAGCCAGUCAGCUUCAUCCUCUAACGCCACCAUUCCACCAAGUCCUGAGCACGGUGUGAAGUACAGCCAGCAGAUCCCCUGUGAAGCAGGCAGCACAGCCAGAAGCAGCCUAGGGGAGCGCGUGGGCCGUCUCGUGGUCAGUCCUGUGCAACUAGAACCCAGCCAUACACUCCUGGAGUCUCAUAACCCCAAGCUGGUGUCUGGCAGCGGACCACUGCCCCCAGUAAGCACUCUGACGUCCCUGCACAGUCUUUCAGCUUCCCCGGCUUCCUCACAGAGCCUCAUCAUGGCCUCGGUGCCCGGCGUCAUGAGUCUGGGCGAGUCCUCACUGCUAAUAGGGUUGGCCCCGACGCAGUCACAGACCGUCCCCGUCAUUAACAACAUGGGGGCUGGUUUCACCACUCUCCAGCCAAUUUCGUUCCAGCAGCAGCUUCACGCACCCCACCAACAGGCAAUACCACAGCAUCUUCAGGGUCACAUGGCCGCCAGUCCCUUCAUGGCAACCAUGGCACAGCUGCCAUGCCACAUGUACAACAAGUCGGAGUCGCCUCAGUACCAUCCGUCUGGUUUGCUGUCUCAAGCCAUGGUCAUCACUGACAGCAGCAGCCUGGGGACCCUGACCAGCCUCGCUGCAGUCCGACAGAUCCUCACAUCAGACCCUGACGAAGAGACGGAUUCCCCACUACAGGAUGAUUCCUUACACCUGCAGUCACACACGCCUGUGCCAGCUUCUACUGAGAGUCUGGAGCUGUAUCCUUCUUCCCAGACGACUGAACGUCAUCAGUCUCACCUCCUCUCACCUUCACCCUCGGACAUCGGCUCCUACAUGCCUACACAAAUGGUGUCCACGGCCCAGUAACGCCUCCCUGCCUGUCGGCUGGACUCAGGAGGUGUGGGGGGGCUGUGUGGGAUGGACAACCAUUACUGGCAGGAGAUCAUGGAGACCAGAACCAGUGAUAUCUGAGAGGAAAAAUGAACUCAGUACAGCUAUUAAGAGGACCAGGAACUGAUACGA
Molecule: messenger RNA, 2633 nt
Organism: Fundulus heteroclitus (mummichog)
Lineage: Eukaryota; Metazoa; Chordata; Actinopteri; Cyprinodontiformes; Fundulidae
Gene: hnf1a
Product: HNF1 homeobox a
Exons: 10
Coding region: 789-2477 (562 amino acids)
Biological process (GO): regulation of transcription by RNA polymerase II; positive regulation of DNA-templated transcription; liver development
Cellular component (GO): nucleus
Molecular function (GO): RNA polymerase II cis-regulatory region sequence-specific DNA binding; DNA-binding transcription factor activity, RNA polymerase II-specific
Source: RefSeq, a predicted model, not a curated record